Molecule: messenger RNA, 1303 nt
Organism: Lactuca sativa (garden lettuce)
Lineage: Eukaryota; Viridiplantae; Streptophyta; Magnoliopsida; Asterales; Asteraceae
Product: putative prolyl 4-hydroxylase 10
Biological process (GO): peptidyl-proline hydroxylation to 4-hydroxy-L-proline
Cellular component (GO): endoplasmic reticulum
Molecular function (GO): iron ion binding; L-ascorbic acid binding; procollagen-proline 4-dioxygenase activity
Source: RefSeq, a predicted model, not a curated record
ACAUGAAACUGAUGUUAUGAGAAAAGUAAAAGUGAUUCCUUAAUUAGAAAAGGAAACAAAGUGCGUGUAGUGUUAUAAACUCUGGAAUCAAAGCACAUGAGAUUGGAAAAACGUGGUUUUCCCCCAUAUAUCAACAGCAAGUCUUCUUCUCUAUCAGGAGGAUUCUAGGGUUUUUCUCGCGAUCUGUAUUUUCCAAAUAGUAAAAAUGGCGUCAAAAGGGAGAUCCUUACUUCGGGGUACUUCACGGAGAUCUUCAUCCUCGACGCUCAUAUUCUCAAUUGCAAUUAUCUGUUCAUUCUUCGUUUUAAUCCUUCUCGCUCUCGGAAUUCUUUCAAUUCCAAACAGUUCCAGCAAUUCUCCGAAAGCUCAUGAUCUCAGCUCCAUCGUUCACCAUACUACUGUUGACAGAAGUGAGAGUAAAGACGACACUGCAGAUCAUUGGGUUGAAGUGAUCUCAUGGGAGCCUAGAGCUGUUAUUUAUCACAAUUUUCUGACUCAGGCUGAAUGUGAGUAUCUAAUCAACCUUGCUAAACCUCAUAUGGAGAAGUCAACUGUUGUUGACAGUGAAACUGGCAAAAGCAAAGAUAGUAGGGUCCGAACAAGUUCUGGCACAUUUUUGGCACGUGGGCGUGAUAAAACGAUCCGGACCAUUGAAAAAAAGAUUGCAGAUUUCACCUUUUUACCUGUAGAACAUGGGGAAGGACUACAAGUUCUCCACUAUGAAGUUGGACAAAGAUAUGAGCCUCACUUUGAUUACUUCCAAGAUGAAUUUAACACCAAAAAUGGAGGUCAACGUAUGGCUACAGUUCUAAUGUAUCUAUCAGACGUUGAAGAAGGGGGUGAAACCGUAUUCCCAUCAGCAAAAGGAAACAUAAGUGCAGUCCCUUGGUGGAAUGAAUUAUCUGAAUGUGGGAAAGAAGGUUUAUCUGUUAAACCAAAAAUGGGAGAUGCUUUGCUUUUUUGGAGCAUGAAACCCGAUGCAUCUCUUGAUGCUUCAAGUCUACAUGGUGGGUGCCCCGUUAUCAAGGGGAACAAGUGGUCGGCUACAAAAUGGAUCCGUGUCAAUGAGUAUAGAGCUUAAUUUUUGGUUUAGAAAGGUAUAUCUAUAAAACAUGUGUUGAGCAGAAUAUAACAACUUGUACUGUGUUUGACAUGUAUUGACUGAGACUGAUGUCAAUGGGACUGAAUGUGGCUUUUGAGUUUUGUCCCCACCCAUAAAAGGUGGGACAAGGAUUGUUGAACUUGAUGUAGGCCCCGUUUGUUACGUACAUGACAAAAUAUACCAGUUUUGUAUUGUUUGACA